Molecule: messenger RNA, 1607 nt
Organism: Physcomitrium patens
Lineage: Eukaryota; Viridiplantae; Streptophyta; Bryopsida; Funariales; Funariaceae
Product: bifunctional riboflavin kinase/FMN phosphatase
Biological process (GO): FMN biosynthetic process; riboflavin biosynthetic process
Molecular function (GO): riboflavin kinase activity
Source: RefSeq, a predicted model, not a curated record
GCCGAGCUCUAGUAAGUAAAAUGUAAGCAGGCCGCUUCUCUGCAUUGAAGAAACUGCAGGUAGUUGUUCUAUUGUCAUUGUUGCGAGUACAACUUUUAGCCAUGGCUGCGGAUGACAGCGAUGCGCAGCUCUCCGCGAAGAUUGCCCACGUCUCGCACAUCGUAUUUGACCUGGAUGGCACUCUGCUUGAUACAGAGUCGAUUGCGGAUGAGGUUCUGGCGAUAGUACUCACACGCCAUGGGAAGGUUUGGGAUGGAAGAGGCGCUCAAAAUCGAAUGGGUAAACGGCCUCUAGAGGCAGCUGCUGCUGUGAUUCAGGAUUAUGGUCUGGCUUGUACUCCUCUCGAGUUAAACCUAGAAGUUCUAGAAUUGCUUCAAGAGAGAUGGAAAAAUGCGAGGACUUUGCCAGGAGCCGUUCGAUUAAUAAAGCAUUUUUACAGCCAUGGCAUCCCUAUGGCCAUUGCUUCUAGCUCUCCUGCAAGAAACAUCAAAAUCAAGCUGUGUCAUCAAGAAGGUUGGACGGAGUAUUUCCCAGUGGUGGUUGCGGGGGAUAUGGUCGAGAAUGGAAAACCUGCUCCUGAUAUAUUUCUAGAAGCCGCAAGCCGACUAAACGUGGAGCCAAUCAAGUGCCUCGUGAUUGAGGAUGCUCCGGCUGGUGUAUUGGCAGCUAAGGCUGCAGGAAUGCAAGUGGUGGCAGUUCCUUCAAUCCCAUCCAAGGAUGCCCGUCCACAAUACUCUUCAGCUGACGUAAUAUAUUCUUCUCUGUUGGAUUUUCAGCCUGAAGUCUGGGGCUUCCCCUCUCUAAAUGAUCGAAUUGGUGGCGCUAUACCUAUAGAGCCAUGGUACAUGGGUGGGCCAGUUAUUAAGGGCUUUGGUCGUGGCUCAAAAUUGCUUGGGACUCCCACUGCUAAUCUACCAACUAGUGCCUUUUCAAACCACUUGGCAAGUCACGUCUGCGGGAUCUACAUUGGCUGGGCUGGCUUGGCCAAUAGGGGUGUCUACAAGAUGGUGAUGAGCGUUGGAUGGAACCCCUACUUCGACAACAAAGAGAAGGCAGUGGAGCCAUGGAUACUUCAUGACUUCUCAGAGGACUUCUAUGGAGAGGAGCUCCGGCUCAUUGUUGUGGGGUAUGUCCGCCCAGAGGCAAAUUUUACCACGCUGGAAGAUUUGGUGGAGAGGAUUCACGAAGAUGGAAGAGUUGCCAAGGCAGCGCUGGAUAUGAAUCCAUUUUCAGAUUAUGCUGAAGAUAGCUAUCUUACUACCCCACUUCCUGUAAGCAUGUCCUCGAAUUAAGUCUACAGCAGACUUCGGAAUCCGAAGUCUUGUUAUCGAGAUGGGAGGGGAGGCUCUCAUUCAGACACAGAAAAAAUCCUGAAGUAUGUUGUAGGAAAUAUUUUCUUCGCUGAGAUUUUUUUUAGAAAUCUUCAGCUUAUUUUGGUAUAGCAAGAGGGAAGUUCUAUGUUAUGUAUGAUUGGUAUACUAUCCCAACUUCGUUUUUUUGAAUUAGGAUAAUCUCCUCUGCAAUGGCGAUGUAUCUUCUAUUACCCUGGAUAAUGUUUUCCCAUGGUAUUCUUUGAGGAAUUUUAGAUUUAGCUCAAAUUAUGUGUU